This is a messenger RNA of Caenorhabditis remanei, 588 nucleotides long. RefSeq lists its product as uncharacterized. The coding region runs from base 1 to 588 and encodes 195 amino acids. NCBI's taxonomy places the organism in Eukaryota, Metazoa, Nematoda, Chromadorea, Rhabditida, Rhabditidae. The transcript is spliced from 5 exons. Gene Ontology annotation, molecular function: serine-type endopeptidase inhibitor activity. The record is from RefSeq and is a predicted model, not a curated record.
AUGUUGUCGAAUAUCUCGUUCAUUUUGUUGGUCUCUAUAUGCAUUGUACUAGGAGAGAAAAGUUUUCUCCUUCCAAACUGCCAACAACCUCUUCAUCACGGAGUUCAAAACUGCACAAACACUUCCUCACUCCGUUUCUAUAUGGAUGCCGAUACGGAGACAUGUUUGGCAUUCAAAUACUCGGGUUGUGGCGGAAAUUCGAACAAUUUCGAGACAUGGAGUGAAUGUGGAAGAUGUUUUGCAAUGGACUACUCAGGAUGUCCGCUUGGAUCCAAAUCAAUCAAAAAUCUGAAUGCCAACCACACAAUCUGUGCUCAUAGCAUGAACGAGGAGUGCACUGGACCCAAUUCCUUCUGUAGACGUGGAGCAUUCUUUGGAACGUGUUGUGACAAAACUAUCAGAGACAAAGAGAACAGUGAUUCAAACAAAAAAGAGGGAUGUGCUCCAGGUACCCAAAAAGUCACUUAUAAAACUGGAAGUGGCUUUUCUAUUACUCUUCUCGGUAAGACAUGCGGGUCCAACUUCUGCCCACAGAAGUCUACCUGUCAUCAAGGAAACUAUUUUGCCUACUGUUGUGCCGCAGUUUGA